Microthlaspi erraticum is the source of this 792-nucleotide messenger RNA. NCBI's taxonomy places the organism in Eukaryota, Viridiplantae, Streptophyta, Magnoliopsida, Brassicales, Brassicaceae. The record is from the annotation of a GenBank genome assembly.
AUGCGGGAAUAUUUUGGGACAAAUGGAAAGUGUCGUGACCGUGUGAGAUUCAUCAAGGAUAUAGCAACUGAACCGACUGUGGUGCAUGCUAAGACAAGAGAACAAGCAGGGGCCACAGUUAGAGUUGAGAGACAAAUAGCAUGGCAACCUCCGAAAAGCGGCUGGUGGAAGAUGCAUACCGAUGGAGCAGCUAGAGGCAAUCCGGGCUUAGCCUCAGCAUAUGGAGUUCUACAGGAUGCCAGUGGAGGAUGGGUCUGUGGGUUCGCUCUCAAUAUCGGCAUAUGCUCAGCUCCACUAGCAGAUUUAUGGGGAGUGUACUAUGGACUCUAUAUGGCUUGGGAGAUACGAGUCCCGCGUUUGAUUAUUGAGCUGGACUCCGAGAUUGUGAUGGGUUUUCACACAGGAAUUAGUGAUUCUCACCCCCUGUCAUUCCUAGUACAGUUGUGCUAUGGCUUUGUUUCAAGAAACUGGUUAGUCCGGUUUCAACAUGCAUACAGAGAGGCAAAUCGGGUGUCUGACGGCCUUGCGAACCAUGCAUUUUCUUUACCUUUAGUUCAUCUGUAUUUAUGGGAGGAAACUCCGUUGACGAACUUGAGACGUGAAGCGUGGCGAAUAGUAGAAAGGUUGAAGGAAGGUGGGGGAAUGGGAUUCUUUGUCGAUAGAAGGCAUUCGCGAAAGUCCGAACAACGGAGGCAGAGCGGACGAUCCAUUGAUCAACGUGUUUGGAUCCGACUCGUCGAAUCUAUCCGGAUUGGGUUGCGGAUGGAUUCUGGUAAUGGUGGCCGGAGGUGA